Cydia amplana is the source of this 1416-nucleotide messenger RNA. RefSeq names its product cytochrome P450 4C1-like. The transcript is spliced from 9 exons. Gene Ontology annotation, molecular function: monooxygenase activity; oxidoreductase activity, acting on paired donors, with incorporation or reduction of molecular oxygen; heme binding. The record is from RefSeq and is a predicted model, not a curated record. NCBI's taxonomy places the organism in Eukaryota, Metazoa, Arthropoda, Insecta, Lepidoptera, Tortricidae. Bases 76 to 1416 code for a protein of 446 amino acids.
CAAAACCUGGGCCGAAUAUCAAAUGAACACGAUGGCCUUACAUGUUUGUGGGUGGCCAAUAGGCUCUUAGUGAGUAUGACAGACCCUAAGGCUAUCGAGGUGGUGUCCAAAGCGUGCCUGGACAAAGAUGAAUUCAUAGUAAAGUAUAUACGAGCCGCAAUUGGCAACGGAUCUAUAUUUGCCCCAGUAAACAUUUGGCACCCUCGUCGCAAAAUCAACGCUGCUUUCUUCAACCGGAAGAACCUGAAUCAGCUGGUUCCGGUGUUCGACGCGAAGAGUUCCAUCAUGGCCGACCUGCUGCGGGCCGAGGCGGGGGGCGGCGACUUCCCCAUCUGGAGAUAUAUCACCACUUUUACAUUCGAUACAGUUUGCGAGACUGCCUUGAACACGCCAAUUAAUACGCAAAAAAACCCGGACCACUGCUACAUUCUGCAUGCAAUUGAUGAAUGCACACAGGUGCUCGCGAAGCGCAUGAUGCAGCCGUGGCUGCACCCGGACUUCGUCUUCAAGAGUCUGCCUGUCUACAAGCAGUAUCAACACCAUUUGCAACGCGCAUAUACAUUUAUAGAGGAGAUUAUACAAAACAAAAAGGAAAAAAUGACCGCAUAUGGACUUAAGGAUUUCAAAAACAAUAACAACGAACUGUCAUAUUUCAUCGACGUGGUAAUCCAGUCCUCCGGAGGGGUGGAGAAGGGCUACUCCAACAUGGAGCUGCGGGAGGAGCUGCUGGUGUUCAUGGUUGCCGGGAGCGACACGUCGGCAACCGCGGUCAGCUACACAACCGUGCUGCUGUCCCGGUACCCGGACGUGCAGGAUAAGGUGUACCAGGAACUGCAAGAAGUGUUCGGUGAGUCGGACCGCGCCGUGACCGUCGAGGAUCUGCCGAAGCUGACGUAUCUGGAGGCCGUCAUCAAGGAGAGCCUGCGACUCUACCCCCCAGUACCGAUAGUGGUGCGAGAGGUCCAUGGAGAUACACUUUUGCCGUCAGGCACAACGCUGGUAAACGAGACGACGGUGGUGUUCAACAUCUGGGGCACGCACCGCAACCCCGCGUACUGGGGGCCCGACGCGGAGGAGUUCCGCCCCGAGCGGUUCCUGCAGGGCCCGCUGCCGCACCCCGCCAUGUUCGUGCCCUUCAGUCACUCCGUCAGGAACUGCCUCGGUGCAACAUACGCAAUGAUGUCGGCAAAGACGGCGCUGGCCAACGUGAUCCGGCGCCACCGGCUGCUGCCGCCGGCCGGCGUGCGCGCCGCCGACCUGCAGCGCCCUCUACCGGUCAAGUACGACAUCAUGAUGAAGGCUGUCGACAACUUCACGCUUAGAAUAGAAGAGAGGGACCAGAAACCUAUGAUUAUGAAAGCUGUGGACAAUUUUAUCGACCGAGUUGAAGAGAGGGACGAAAUCAAAUCCCUAUAA